AUGCUAUUCCCUGGUCGGGACGACGGAACGAGCGAACGAGCGUCGAUUCAGUUUCCAAAGGACGAUCGAGACCAACUCUCCGUCCUCGACCCUCUACCAUCUGGUCCGCAACACUCAACAUCUAUCGAGCUUCAGACACAACCGACACUUAUCACCAUUACGAUGCAGAUCCCGAUUGCAGGAGCAAUCCUCUCCAGCCUUGCCAUGGUUCAGGCCUUUACAACCUUCGAGAUUAUCUUCUGGUCUGACAAGAACUGCGGCGGAUUGGUAUCACACAGGAUGACCGGAAACGGAGACCUUACUUGCGGAAAGCCAGCAGGCACGCCAAAUUCUUUUGACGCCAAAAGCGCUCAAGUCAAGCUGCUGCAGACGUGUGGCGUUACUUUCUUCACCAACAACAAUCAGCAGUGCGAUGCCAGCGCCACGACAAUGACACAUGUUGCGGUCGUUGAUCCGCCGGGGGUUGGGUGUGUUGAGCUGCCCUACGGCAAGGUCGGCAAAUGGCAGGCCGCGAGCGUUAUGUGUCAAUGA
Messenger RNA from Zymoseptoria tritici IPO323, 531 nucleotides. RefSeq lists its product as uncharacterized. The transcript has 3 exons. NCBI's taxonomy places the organism in Eukaryota, Fungi, Ascomycota, Dothideomycetes, Mycosphaerellales, Mycosphaerellaceae. The coding region runs from base 1 to 531 and encodes 176 amino acids. The record is from RefSeq and is a predicted model, not a curated record.